UCUCUUGCCUCGGUAUUUUAACCCAUCUAGAUUUGAAUCAGGAAGUCUCCUUAUUCCUUCUCCUCUCUCUCUAUUUCUUAGAAUCCAAAGUCUCACACUUGAACAGAGUUGAAACCUCUUCAACCUGAGACAUAUCGAACACUCUAGUUUGUUUGGUUCUUCAUCAUAACAUUUUUUCUUUCUUUUUUGGUUUUAUACUCGUGAUGAUGGCUCAGAAGCACUUACACGAGCUACUGAAGGAGGAUCAAGAACCAUUCCUUUUAAACAAGUACAUUUCUGAUAGGCGUAGCCAAAUGAAGAAAAAUCCUUCCCCAAAGACAAGUUUGCAAGCGAUGAAACGAAAACCAAUCAAUCAAAACUCAAACUUUUCAAUGAAUCUCUGCAAAAACGCUUGCCUUUUCUCCUUCCCAGAAACCCCAGACCUCAGAAAGUCUCCACUAUUGGAAUUCACAUCACCAGCAAAAAGCCCCUGCAAGUCACCCAACGCCAUUUUCCUUCAUAUCCCAUCUCGAACAGCAACUCUUCUCCUCGAAGCCGCACUUAGGAUCCAUAAACAGUCAUCAACCAGUUCCAAAACCAAAACCAAAGGAUUUGGGCUAUUCGGGUCCUUAUUCAAGAGACUAACGCAAAGAAACCAGAACCGAAGAAGGGAAAUAGAGGAUGGUGGCGUGAAGGUUUCUGUGAAGGAUAUCUUAAAGUGGGAUUCGUCUCUUGGGCGUAGAAAACUCUCCAAUGACAAAGAGCAAGAAAAGAUGACUUCUCAGAAAGUCAACAGCAUGGUCAAUGCAAAUGCAAAUGCGUGUGAGGUGGGGUUUCCAUGUACUUACAAUGGAAGGCCUAGCAGUGCUGUGUGGUCGGAGAGCAACGAAGAUAAAUCUCUGGACAUGGAAACCUCGAGUAGUAGCCACUCUGCUGAAGGGAAUCACUUUGUAAUUAAUCACAAAAAUUGUUCUUGCUGCCACCAUGCCUUCUGCGAAAGCCCUUUUCGUUUUGUUCUUCAAACGAGUCCUUCCUCCGACGGCCGCAAGACGCCGGAGCUACCGUCGCCAAGUCGUCACAGAACAGAGGACAAAGAAAGUAAUGGAGCUGAGAGUGUCAACAAAUUCGAGUCAGGGGAAGAAGAGAAGGAACAGUGCAGUCCAGUGUCUGUUUUAGACCCACCCUUCGAGGACGAUGUCGAAGUGCAUGGAAACGACGGUGAGGAGAAUGGUUUUGAUUUGGAGUGCAGCUAUGCCAUUGUACAGAGAGCUAAGCAGCAGCUAUUGUACAAGCUUCGUAGAUUUGAGAAACUAGCAGAGUUAGAUCCAGUAGAACUUGAGAAAAGAAUGCUGGAUCAAGAAGAGAACGAGGAUGAAGAUGAAACAUUUAUGGAAGAGGAUGAGGAUAGCGAAGCAUCAUAUAAAGAAAAUGACUUUAUAAAAGAACUAGUUUUCGAAUCUCUCUGUCAGGCAAGGGUCCACGACAGACAGCAUAUCCCGGAAGAGUUAAAAAAUUUGGUGUCUGAUCUCAUUGUUGAAGAAGAGAGAGAACUAAAGUCCUUAGAAGAUAGGGACUUGGUGAUAAGACGGAUAUGUAAGAGGCUGGAAUUGUGGAAAGAAGUGGAGUCUAACACAAUUGAUAUGAUGGUAGAAGAGGACUUUUCAAGAGAGGAUGGUGAGUGGAAGAAAAAUGUAGAGCAGAUGACAAAGAUGGCUGGGGAGCUUGAGGUUGCUAUUUUUGGCGUUCUGGUGGAGGAAUUUUCAGAGGAACUAGUAUGUUGUUAAUGUGGGUAAAUUUUGAAGCAGCUGAGGAACAUAGUAUGAAUGGUUAUCUUUUUUCUUUUUCUUUAAAAGAGUACAGUCUGACUUGCAACGUAUUGGGAUAGGCUAGUUAGAAAGAAAAAAAAAGGUAACCCAAGAAGAUAAUCUGGGUAUGUACAUGACUCGUCUUUGUAGCUGGCUGU
Molecule: messenger RNA, 1942 nt
Organism: Gastrolobium bilobum
Lineage: Eukaryota; Viridiplantae; Streptophyta; Magnoliopsida; Fabales; Fabaceae
Exons: 3
Coding region: 204-1763 (519 amino acids)
Source: RefSeq, a predicted model, not a curated record